CUGUGUUUGAACGGCCGGUUUUAAUGGACACCUGUUGAAAUGUCCGGACGGUGCAGUUCUGGGAUGCUUACCUGGUCUGGCUGAGGAGGCUGGUGCUACAGCAGCUACGAGCAGCAGGAGCAGUCCAGAAGACCCACCGCGGGAUGAAGUACCUCUUCUCUCAGGAUAACAAACAGUGGAGGAGGACUGUAUGUACCUGCAGGUGCUUCCUCUGGUUGGAUACAGAUUGAAGCCAAGCUGAAAAACGUGAAGAUGAAGAAGGCGAUGAUGAUGAAGUCGUACCAUUCGAGGGUGCACAUUCCUCGUUGAUCAUCCCAGUAAGUGUGAAGAGGGCGAAAACCAGGAGGGAGAACAUGAUCAUCAGCGCCUCCAGCUCUGUCAGUGGAGAUGCCAUCUACACCCGCUGCCACAUCUGUGUCAACAGUGAACAUCUCAUCUGUAACAUCACCUGUCGCCCCACGAAGAUGACUCCCCUUCCAAUCACACACUGAAUUAAAAUUAGGAUGAAGCACUUACCAAGAGAGUGUUACUGGGGUGUUUAGGUGUUGACCUUGGCACAGCAGCUUCUUGACACACACAUACACUCCCUCUCUCUCUCUCUCUCUCUCUCUCUCUCUCUCUCUCUCUCUGUGUCUCUCUGUUGUGUCUCUCUCUUUGUCACACACUUGCACACUUGCAAGAGCUGUGAAGAGCUGACUGACACGUCCCCUCUCAGGUUCAAGUGAGAUCAUAUUAACCCUAAUUAUUAAUGGGCCCUGUGGGUGUGUGUGCAGUGGGCUGUGUGUGUGUUUACCAAUAUCAACUCCCCAUGUUAAAUGUAUGAAUAUCUACUCUUUAAGAUUUAAGGUUGCUUUUUCAGACGGAGUAUUUGACCUAGAUGGUGUAGCAUGCAACUGAAACUUUCUCUGGAGGGUAAAGGGUUUUCUGUUUUUCUUUCCAAGAGCUCCUUUGCUGUGGUACCUGUGCUGAUGCAAUGGAAAACAUCCAUUUGUUUCCUAAAACAACCCCCUACUCAUCAUCGGUGCCUGCACCUUCACACAAAUGCAUCUUUUGUAGAUUAAUAUGUAAAACAUACACUAGUUGUACACAAGUGUUAAUGGAAGAGUGCUCAGACCACAAAAUGGGUUCACUCUGACUUCCGCAUUUCCAGUGGAAGUAAGUGGUUUUGCAGUGAUGUUUGUGUGCAUUCUUGUACAGUGGUGUAUGUAUACGUGUGAAAAGUUUGUCGUGGGCACAUCUGAUAAGGAGUUGACCUCUGAAUGAGCAAGCAGAGUUAAUGUCAGAUUGUCAGUGGUGGUAUUUCUGUUGAUGAAACAUAUGUUCAGUUUACUUUCAGUUCAACUGAAGAACAAUCAACACAUCAAAGUAGAGAAGCGAUUAAGAGCACUUUGAGCUCAACCACAGUUUUGAAUAGAGUUUCUAUUGUGCUUCCUUUGUAAAGAGACAAGGUGGAACUACAAAUAGAUGCAGAUGAGAAUCUGUCAGCAGUUUUUAGAUUUACAGUUUUUGUGGCUCUGGCACAGAGUGAUCAUUAUCAAUAGACCUUUACCCAGUGUAAAUGUGGUGGGAGCUUUGCUGGGGAUUACGUGAGGUCACAGGGCAUUAUGUUCCAAUAAGUAUAUUAACGGUGUAUUUCGUCCCACCCACUCUGGGUCAACAAGUUAAACUAGAGAGUCAGGGAGGUAAACAAUUUGUACACGUCCACUCAGUGGAUAAUACAGUUUUACUGUUAAACUUAAUGGUUGCAUAAAUGUGACCAUUUGACCACACCUCAGAAUAAAAAAACAAAAAAGUUGAGGAUCCCCAUUGAUCCUCAUUUUUAUUGGGAUCCACAACAAAUUAUACUCAUUCAUAGAUACCAACCACUGUCUCUUUUUCAUCAAGAUACAUGCAUUAUUCUCUGAGAAAAUUUGAAAAAAAUGGUAAUACUACCAGGAUCUGCCCCAAAUUUUAAUGGGGUCUAUUCUGGUCCGAGACCCAUCCUCCUUCCAAGUUUCGUGGAAAUCCGUUUUGUAAUUCUUUUUUUUUUUUUUUUUUUAAUCCUGCUGACUGACCAACCAACCAAUCAACCAAAUAAUCAUCCUCCUUUACUGAGGUAAUAAUUGCCACACCUUGGAUAAUAAAACCAGACAAGGAUCAAUGAUAUACAGGGUGUGCAGGAUCCAAUCUAAAAAUAUAGUAACAACAUAUAAACUAGCAUAAAAGUGAAAUGAAGAAAACUUCUCAUGCAUCUUGGAAGUAGAGCUACUUGAGUGUUUUCUUGGCUCAGAAAAGAGAAACGCACCACCAGAGUAAGAGUGGACAGCCACUGCCUCUUCACCUUAAUUAACCACCACUCUUCAGUGAUCACCUGAAGUCACCCAUUUUCCAAAUAUAUAUCAUUCAUAAUCCUCAUGGCUUGAGACCAUUUUGAGAGAGGAUUACACCCUCACCACCCAAACACACACAUGCACACACACACACCUACACACACAGGUUAAGUGAAAACACAAUAUGGUUUGUGUAUGAUUUGAUUUUCACGUCCGGUCAGCUGACCGAUGUGCCUUUAAUCCUUUAAUAUGACGGAGUCUAUCAACACAUUGUCUCUCAACAGGGAGUCCCCUGACGACAGCCAGGUCAUUUGUGUGUGUGUGUGUGUGGGUGUGUGUGUGUGUGUUCUACUGCUGUCCAUGUGCACAAGUUGUAUAAGCUUAUUAACAGCACCAUUGGUCAGAGGAGGAGAUUGAGGUUAGUCUAAGCCCUAAUCCUCAUGGAGCGUAUGCUUAUUACCCAGCGAGCACGACAAAGUGCUGGCUCCGCCCCUUCAAGAAAGACACGCACACACACACGCACAUACACACGCCAUUGCAACACACAUUUUCCCUGCCUCCUUGUUUACUGCUCAGCUCCAUCUCAACUCUUCCUCUCUCCGUCUCUCUCUCAGCAGGAGGGCAGUGCAGGAGGAGGGGGAGGAGGAGGUGUUGCGCACUGUUGAGUGCCAGUCGUCAUGACGACCUCACACCCCACCAUCUCCAGAGCUGUCUUCCUGUUGCCACGGUGACCUGAUCCCGUUCCAUCUCCUCUAUGAUCCAGAUUGGACUGAUACAGGAGAGCGAUCCGGGAGCAGUGUCCUCUUUCCUUGAAAGCAGCUCGUUGAUGGGACAGUGGAUCACACGCAAGGACUCGGAUCGUAGGACGGGAAGGCGCGGCGUGCUGGGAAUGCUGUAGGAGUAACAACGGAGCGUUGCCUGGAAACACCAGCAUGCCAAUACAACAGAUAACUGUGGUCCCAGCCAGGGAGACUGCCAGCAACGGUAAGAGCGCCACUCGCUCCAAAGACAAGACCGAGGGGAGGAAGGCCCCUGGGCGCUCAGGGAGUCGAUCCAGCAACAUCUCCAAGGCCAGCAACUCUACAACAGGACCAACGACAGCCUCAAGAAACUCAAUCACCCCGUCUUCUCAGGACAUAUGCAGUUCUGCCCAGCCGACCCUUGUAGAGGAGGAUGCCUCUGAGUUGCACACACACGACAAGCACACACACACCUCCGUGAUGACAGUCACCGGCACAGCUCUGGGCUCAUCAGCUCAGUCCCAGAAGAAGCAGGUGAAGCGCCGCCACCGCCGCAAGAGGAGCAGCUGCACCACCAUCGACUGCGUGGAAACCAACGCCAAACAGGAGCAGACCGACCGCAGCGCCAGCUCUGACCGCAGUGAGCGCGGGGAAAAGAGGGAGCGCUCCUCCAAGAGCCGGAGAGAGCUCCCACCUCGCCUCCGCUGCACGGAGGCUCCCCAGUCCGACUCCACCUCAGACGAUGAGGAGUGGCGCAAGUCCCGUAGCUGGAGCAAAGAGAAGGCCCGAAGAGUGCGCCGCCGCAGUGGAAGCAGCCGAGAAAUAGAAGUGACGAAUGGGGGUAGAGGAGGGGAAGACAAAACAGAGAUCAUGGAGCUGCAGUCGGUGGGCUCGGAUGAGGGGAAGGAGAACCAGCCAUCAGUGGAGGACAGCGGAGGCCUUAAGAAGCGGCACAGCAGCAGAGCCUCGAAGAGAGAAGGCCAACUAUCAUCGAAGGAGGAGCAGAGCAGAGAUAAGGAGAAGAGCUACAAGUCUUGCAGCUCAGGUAGCUCCUCAUUGGCAGAGGACGCUGAGGAGCUCAUCACCAAGAGAUACCAGGAGAAGGGGUCAGGCAGUGGGGACAUGUCAGUUCCCACACCACAGACACACUGCGGCAUGAAUGGAGACAUAUCACGGCUCUGCUCUGACGACUCUGAGCUGGAGGUCUGCAGGAUCUGCCACUGUGAGGGGGAUGACGAGUGCCCGCUGAUAAUGCCUUGUCGCUGCACGGGGAGCCUGAGCUUCGUCCACCAGGCCUGUCUCAACCAGUGGAUCAAAUCGUCAGACACUCGCUGCUGUGAACUCUGCAAGUUUGACUUCGUCAUGGAGACGAAGCUCAAACCUCUACGCAAGUGGGAGAAGCUAAACAUGACGAAGGGCGAGAGGAGGAAGAUCUUCUGUUCAGUGUUGUUUCACCUGAUAGCAAUAGUGUGUAUGUUGUGGUCAGUCUACGUCCUCGUCAAGAGAACCGCGGAGGAGAUCAGACUCGGGAAGAAUGAGGAAUUAUGGCGAGUUACUCUUCUGAAGUACUAUACGCCAAAUGGUGUGCUGGAGUGGCCCUUCUGGACAAAACUGAUCGUGGUGGCCAUAGGCUUCACAGGCGGCCUCAUCUUCAUGUACAUCCAGUGUAAAGUCUACCUGCAGCUGUGGCGCCGCCUCAAGGCCUUCAACCGCAUCAUCACUGUGCAGAACUGCCCCGAGAAAGGCCUGCACAACUCUCAGGCCCAGACCAGUGCCCUGACCAACGGCAGGCACGAGACAGUGGAUGUCCCCGUCAGUCCGGCACCCGCCCUGGCUCCAGAUGCACAGAUGGACUCUGACAUGUCAGUGGAGGCGGCAGUGGCUCCGUCACGAAACCCCGUCUGACUGAUUCUCCUCCCACACAAAGGGAGAGAGUCCUGAAUCACACCCUGCUCAUCAGACAACACGAGCUGCUGGGAGCAAGGUGUGAUUAGACUCGUACAGUGUUUUAGUGUUGUUGUCAUGUCAGCUCCUGUGAUUGCUGAACUUGAGACGCAAAGGACGACUUAAGUCCAUCAGUGAUCGAGGAAAACUGAAAGGCUGAAGGGCUGCAGUGUAUGUGCGAAGUAAGGAGGAAGCCAGGAAAUGGCUAAAAGGCGAGGAGAUGUAAAGGAAAAUAAAGCCAUCAGCAGGAGAGGUUUGUACAGACUUUAGUUAUGUGGUAUAUUGAGUUUUAUUCCUGUAUGCACUUUCUUAAACUGCACUGAGAUGAGUUAAAGGUGUGAAAACACUCAGAGGAAGCUAUUAAAGGUCUCAGUAUGCUUCAGACGAUCCUCAGACGACACUGGCAGUGACAAAGGCCGACUGUUGAGACUCAACAUAAAGACGACAGUCAACUAGCAUGUAUGUUCUGUUCCUUCACGAUAGAAAACAACUCUGCAUAUCAUCAGGUGGCAACAGUCUGUAUCCGUCCUUCUAAAAGCCAAACCGGAAAGAUCAUGGCUGCAGACAUGCAAAACGUUAUGAUGAAGCAGCAUGUAUGACACCAAACAAGGCCACUAUUGCUGCCACAGGCAACUGUUCGAUAGGUAUGUCAGGGCGGUAAAGUUUGUGCUAAGAAUAAAUUAACCGAAACCAACUAUUUCAGAUGCAGUUAGACAAUCCAGCUUUGUUUGAAGCAUACUGAGGUCUUAACUCUCCUUCUGGACAAUCAGGUCUUCAGACACCAAAGAGUCAGAAAUGAUGAGUAGAGAACAAUUAUUUAAACACUAUCUUUAGGUCAGUCUGAAAUCAAGAAAAUGUAAUGUUUUGAAAAAAAGCUGAAUUUAUUUAUUAUCAUAGAAACUUUUGAAUAUUUCUUUAAAUAGAAAACUCUCAAGUAUUCCAGUUGUUGAUGAUGUUUUUGACAGUCUGCAGCUUCAUGUGGUCCUGCUCCGCCAGGUCCCGUCAUUCACACACCGAUUUAAAUAGAGCUUCACGGUCGUCAUCCAGUAAUGUUUUUACAUCAGACUUGGCACGUGUGUGAGUGACUGACCAGUCAACCAACUGAAGGUGACUGUUGUUUACACUUGUCCACUUUUCUACUGGUUUAAUUUGGUUUUCUACUAGCGUCACUGUCGUGUCACAGAAAACUUUGUCUUUAAUCCACUGCCACAUGAGAGCACUUAACAUCUUUGUCAAAAACCUUUUUUUUUUUUUCUAUCCCUGAUUGGAUAAAAUUGAAUAUUCAGGUUACACACGAUGCAUUUUUGUUUGUGCAAUAAACAAUGAAUGUAGAACCCCUCA
This is a messenger RNA of Acanthopagrus latus (yellowfin seabream), 6334 nucleotides long. It is a transcript of the gene marchf1, whose product is annotated as membrane-associated ring finger (C3HC4) 1. Gene Ontology annotation, molecular function: ubiquitin protein ligase activity; zinc ion binding; MHC protein binding. The coding region runs from base 3242 to 4954 and encodes 570 amino acids. Gene Ontology annotation, cellular component: late endosome membrane; lysosome; early endosome membrane. The transcript has 11 exons. The record is from RefSeq and is a predicted model, not a curated record. Gene Ontology annotation, biological process: protein polyubiquitination; antigen processing and presentation of peptide antigen via MHC class II; immune response. NCBI's taxonomy places the organism in Eukaryota, Metazoa, Chordata, Actinopteri, Spariformes, Sparidae.